CCAUAGACUAAAAAGUCAAUGGAAGUUUGAGGACGCAAAAAUCAAAACCUUUCAGCAAAGAUGGACGUGUAGUAUAAGUGUAAAAAUUAAUAGAACCUUUGCUAUUGGUAGAUAUUAAAUAUCAAAAUGUACAAUGGAAUUGGCUUAACAACGCCGAGAGGAUCGGGAACUAACGGAUAUGUUCAAAGAAACUGGGCAUCAGUGAGGAAAACUAAAGAUUCCGUGAAUUACCGGACUGAGGAAGAGAUAUCGAAAUUGGACUCAGCUUCUAAUAAACAACCGAAUCAGGAAAUACUAGAUCAUGAAAGAAAGAGGAAAAUAGAGGUUAAAUGUGCGGAAUUAGAGGAUUCCCUCGAAGGACAGGGGUUGCCUAGGGAGGAGAUCGCGGCCAGGGUAGCGGCCUUCAGGGCUAAGCUCUCGGAGACCGGCGGAGCUGAUAAAGAUGUACCCAAGGAUGAAUAUGGCAGAGUCGCUGUUCGAGAGACCCAUGCGGUGGCUGAGGCGCAACAGGAGAAAAAUGCCCGUCUUAGGGACGCCUUUGGCAUAUCGCCUAGGUUCGUGGAGGGGACGAGUCUGGACCCCGAAAGACGCGCGCGGGAGGAGGCUCUCAAAUACCCCCUCGUGAGGACCCCCAGCCAUGAGAGAGAUGUUCACGUCACUAAGAAGAAGAAGAAAAGAAGCACGUCGCCUGAAGCUAAAAAAUCUAAGAAGAAAAAGUCAAAGAAGAACAAAAAAGAGAAACAGGUGUCGCUACAGUUACCGAAGAGUUUGAGAAAAAUGUUGCGGAAUUUCAUUCGUAGGCAAGAAUCCAGUAAGAAGAAGAAGAAGCGUUCCAGGUCUCCGAACACUGACAGCUCCAGCAGUUCAGAGGACAGCGACUCCAGCUCUGAAGGCGAAAAGCCGAAGAAAAAGAAGAAAAAGUCAAGUAGUAGACGUCGUGCGAGCAGCGUACCUUCAAGCCGCGAAAGUUCGCCAGUGAAACAGAAUAAAAACAAGCAGUGGGAACGUCCAAAUGAGUUUCAAGAGAACGAUGUACGUAAUAGAAAUCGCAACCGCGAGGAACGCAACAACAAAUAUGACGAUCCUUCAAGAAAUUCCCAUCAAAUUGAUUCAAAAAGACGCGGAGAUCGCAGUCGGUCUACAGAACGGAGAACGUCGCCCAACUAUAGACAUAGAGAUGAUCGCAGGUCCCAAGAAUACAAACAAAAAUCUUACGUCAAUAAAAUAGCUAAUCGAAAGGAGCCCAAAGAUGAUUCAGCUAAUUCUAAAAACUCCAAGUCUAAACGUAAACGAACACCAGCUGAAUCCGAAUCUGAAGAAACGUCUAAGAAGACUGAUCGAAGAGAUAAGAAGCGGAGCAGAGAGGUUAGCGUUUCACCACCGCCAAGCAAAAGACGUAGAAGCUCUUCGGCCGAUAAUAAAAGAUAUGACUCGUAUUACAGUAAGAAGGAAUUACCUAGAGAAGAAUCUCGAUACGAAAGUAAAAGAAUGCGUAAGAGUGAAUCGCCUGACUGUAGAAGCAAACGGCAUGAAGCAUCGCGUAACAACAAUGACAGGAAUAAUAGAUCGGACCAUGAAAAGAAUCAUAGAGAUGAUGAAUCUAGAAAAAGAAGGAAAGACAGAAGUUCUUCAAAAGAGAGACCAGAAACUUCUUAUAAAUAUAAAGAUCGAUCACCAGUUAAUAAAAACAAAAAGGAUUCAAAGAAAGAACCUGAGAGAUAUUACAAAAAUAGUCGCGUGGAAGACUCGGAAUCAGAAUCCGAAGCGGACACACGAAAACAAAAGGAUAUCAAAGGGUCUAACAGCAAAUAUAAAGGUUCGAAAAGUAGAAACAAGUCACCACCUAGAGACAAAAGGAAAAGAAGCCCUUCAAUUGAAAAUAGAAAAGAUUCCCCAGACCGGAGGGAGCGUAAAAAUUCUCCUGAUAGAAGACAAGAAGAUAAGAAGACAGACAAAUAUAAAUCGAGUUCAAAACUAGAAGAGAACAAAAGAGAUGAAAGUAGGAAGAGAAAAUCUUACACACCGGAAAAGAACUCGGGACGGAAACAAUCGAGAAGCAAAUCUAAAUCUGUAUCACAGGAGCGGAAAAGAGCAAAGAAAGAUAAACAGAGAAGCAGAUCACCGACUUUGAAAUCUAAGAGAAAUCCAGAUAGACGGAAUUCUUCUGCGAGAUAUGAUAAUAAAGAUAAACAUGAUAAAGAUAGAAAUGACAAAGAAAAAAAUGAUCGCGAUAAUAACAAAGAAAGGAAAAAAUCUCGAUCGAAGGAACGAAGACGGAGCACUUCCAGUCUGAGUUAUUCUCCCGCCAGGCGCAGCCCAGAAAGGUAUCGCGAUAUAAUAGAAAAGUUACCAGAAAAGGACAAAAGGAAGUAUAUAAAAUCACCCUCAGAUUUGAAGCCAAAGGCAAAGAAGAGUAAAGAGAUAGCUGAUAAGUAUAAACCCAAAGCCGUCUGCAUGAUAAGUUCGUGUAGUGACAGUGAUCAGUCUGAGGAAGAUCUGGACGUACGGGCCAGGGCGAGGCAGGAGGAACUUGAUAUUAAAGAGUUGAUUAGAUUGAAAGAAAAACUAGCGCAGAUGGCCAAAGCGUCCAUAGAAAGGAUGAGGACUGAAGAACAGGUUCAAUCCACCUCCAAUACUAAUAACAAACAGAGUCCCAUAGUAGUGGAAUCUUCUAAGGUAGAUGUCACUCCCAAGAAAAUUGAAACUCCCAAGAAGGACAGUCCAGUGAAUGUAGAAAGCUCUCCUGAGGCGAAACGCGAAAAAUCACGGGGCUGGUCGCGCUCGUCGUCACGUCGCUCGUCGCGGUCUAGGUCCAGAUCUAGAUCCAGGUCGUCACGUUCCAAGUCACGCUCGUAUUCAUCUUCAAGACGUUCUCGGUCGAGUCGAUCCAGUUCGUACAGCAGCAGGAGUUCCUCGCGAUCCUCUCGCAGCUCGUCACGAUCCACGCGAUCAUCAAGAACUAUGACGGGAGUGUACGGCGAUUACCGCAGAUCGAGCGGUUCUCGGGCUUCCCGCUCGCCCUCCAUCCCGAGGCGCGCCGGAUCGCCCAGCUUCCUUGAUAGGAGACGCAUCACCAGUGCACGAAAACGGCCAAUUCCAUACCGUCGGCCGACUCCAUCAUCACCAUCGAGCGGAAGCUAUUACAGCAGUAGAUCGUCUCAUAGGAGCUGGACAAAAUCACCCCCACCUGAAUAAUACUGAAUUAAAAUCUCAUUUAUAGGAAAUACAAAAUAACACUUGAGGGCGAACAAUGUUACAUCCGCGUCAUGUUCGACUAUGAUUGUCAUUUCAGUUCUGUAACGAGGAAAAUUUACACAAUUUGAAUAUUAUACAUUUAAUUAUAGUGCUAUUUUUAGGUAUUUAUAUUAAAUUAAAUAAAUAGUUCAAUUUAAAAAAAAAAUAAUAUAUAUAAAAUGUAAUGUCUAGUCAUUUUGAUGUCGGUAUUUUAUUGAAUGUGUGAACAUUAAGUGAUUUAAAAUAUCGUAAAAUUUUUACGAUAACAUAAGAUUCUUAAUAAGGUAUUUAUUUGAAACUGUUGAUAAUUUUAUUUUUUAUUUAUUUCAGCCAAAGUUAUACAUAUAUUGGCAUACUCAAAAGAUAUUAUUUUUACAAUUUUUUAUUAAUUAUUAUUUACCAUUCGAAUUCUGUGCAAUAUAUUUAUGAAUUGUCUAUUUGAUUUAUUUAUAUAUAAUUUCUAGUCAUUUCUAAUCAUUUAUUUUACCAAAGCUAAUUGUAAGUUUGUGUAAUGUAAGGUGCAAGGAAACAUUUUUUUUUACAUAAUUUAAAUAUAGAAUUGUAAAUCGUAACCAGCUAGGAUUUAUAUAGAUGUAUCAGCGGGUCCACUGAAGCAAACUUGUUCUCUUAAAGUGUUGUGGUGUAGUUACGAAAGUUAUAUUUAUUAUUUAAGCUUCUAGUGGUCGCCGAAUUUUAAACUUAACUCAAGUGUAACAAGCUAUAAAAGCAAUAAAAUGAAUUCGAUGAUAUUAAAAUACUCAAUACCCAUUAGGAGUGUUUUAUUAUAAAUAUAAAAAUAGUGCAAAA
Danaus plexippus (monarch butterfly) is the source of this 4041-nucleotide messenger RNA. RefSeq names its product serine/arginine repetitive matrix protein 2 (gene Srrm234). Lineage: Eukaryota; Metazoa; Arthropoda; Insecta; Lepidoptera; Nymphalidae. Gene Ontology annotation, molecular function: mRNA binding. The transcript has 13 exons. The record is from RefSeq and is a predicted model, not a curated record. The coding region runs from base 127 to 3195 and encodes 1022 amino acids.